Messenger RNA from Tetrapisispora phaffii CBS 4417, 2895 nucleotides. RefSeq names its product phosphatidylinositol 3-kinase VPS34 (gene VPS34). The transcript has a single exon. Gene Ontology annotation, molecular function: 1-phosphatidylinositol-3-kinase activity. The record is from RefSeq and is a predicted model, not a curated record. The coding region runs from base 1 to 2895 and encodes 964 amino acids. Lineage: Eukaryota; Fungi; Ascomycota; Saccharomycetes; Saccharomycetales; Saccharomycetaceae. Gene Ontology annotation, cellular component: cytoplasm; phosphatidylinositol 3-kinase complex, class III, type II; phagophore assembly site. Gene Ontology annotation, biological process: autophagy of peroxisome; endocytosis; phosphatidylinositol-mediated signaling.
AUGAAUGUUGUAGGUCAGUUUCACGAUAAGGUAUCCUUGAAUGAUGUCGAGAAUUCAGCUAGUGCAACCAAUGGCAAUGGUAUCAAAUAUGAUAGUGAUAAUGAGAACAUAACCUGGAACGAGAUGAAUCAUUAUAAUAACGAAAGCAAGUAUAUUAAUGAAGUCACUUUUUAUGUUUCACAAGAUUUAAAUAUCCCAUUCAAAGUGAAAUUGAAUUCAUUAGAGGGGUUUAAAACUUUAUUGAAACCAUCAGAGAAAAUUCUUCACCCAGAAUUAUGUAUUAUUCAAUCAAAUGUAAAUACCGUUAGUGAGUUGAUAGCAUCGGUUCAAAUAUUCAAUAGUGACACCGAACAAAUACUGACGUUGCCUGAAUUCACUCCAUAUAUUCAGUUUCAAAAACAAAGGAAAUGGGAUUUUACAAUAAGUCUACCGAUACUCAUCAAUCAACUGAACCUAAACUCUAAAUUAAGAAUAAUAUUAUGGGAAUUUAAUGGAUAUAAAAAAAUACCCUUUUAUAAAAUAGAAACAUUUGUAUUUGAUCAAAAAGACAAUACUCUAAAAAGAGGAUUAGAGGCUAUUAAGUUUGAUAUCACUCAAAAAGAUCAUUGCAGUAUUAUAACGGAUAACAAACAUUUGAAUAAUUUAAAUAAAUAUCUUAGAGGUGAGAUGAAGGCAGUUGAUUGGCUAGAUAAAGUUACUCUUCCAUUAAUUGAGAAACAGUUAUUCAAAAGCUUAAGAGAUCUACCGAAAAACACAUUUGUUCUGAAUAUCGAAUACCCUACUUAUGAGUUACCUGUUGUAUACACAGAUAGACUAACUGUAAAAACACAAAACAAUCCAUUAAGUUUAGCUAACUCCGAACUGAAUAGUUCAAUGUUACAAAAUAACUAUAAAAAAAACAACACUAAUGGCUCUAAUUAUAAUAGAGCUGCAUCAAAGAUAGGUAGUAAAAAUGAAUAUAAUACACAAUCCGUAAACAAUACAAAUACUGGUAAUAAUACUGUAAAUAACAAUACCAUGGAUACACUUGGUGCUAAAAUUUCAACUGGUACUCCAUAUAAAUCUACACUUAAAUUUUAUGACCCAGAUCAAUAUAAUACUGAUCCCAUUGAAGAAAAAUAUAGAAGAUUAGAGAGAACCACAAAAUCAACAAGUUUGGAUAGGAACUUAAAACCUGAUGCUAAAAAAAGAGAUUAUCUAAACAAGAUAAUAAAUUAUCCACCAGGUACUACUUUAACAGCACAUGAAAAGGGUUCAAUUUGGAAGUAUAGAUAUUUCUUAGUGAAUAAUAGAAAGGCCCUAACGAAAUUAUUAAAAAGCACAAAUCUGAAUGAAGAAGGUGAACGUACAGAAGUUCUAGAUUUGAUGGACUCAUGGGUGGAAAUUGGUAUCGAUGAUACGAUCGAACUAUUAGGCUCUGAGUACAAGAAUAUUUCAAUUAGAGCGUAUGCUGUAAAUAGAUUAAAAAAAGCUACAGACAAGGAACUGGAAUUAUACUUGUUGCAGUUGGUACAAGCUGUGUGUUUUGAAAGUCUAACCACUUUAACCGAUGAAUCUAAUAACGAGUAUUCAAUUGUUAAUAUUAAUUCAUUUAAAAAUAAUAUUUCAAACCAAAAAAAACGAGAAACAGAAAAUAAUGCACAUAAUAAUAAAAACACUUUGAAUUCGGAUUCAAUUUUAAAGGACUCUGAAAUUGUUAUCUCACCUUUAGCAGAAUUUUUAAUUCGCCGUGCAUUGAAAAAUUUAAGACUAGGGACAUAUUUUUAUUGGUAUUUAAAAGCAGAACUAGCCGAUAAUCCUUCCUUGAAUAAUAUUAUCGAGUCCUAUUAUGCUAGAUUAUCCAGUGAAGGAAGAUUGACUUUAGACGAGCAACUUAAAUUUAUAGAUAUUUUAAGAGAUUGUUGCAUUCAAGUAAAAAAGUUGAAAGACUCCACAAAAAAGAAUGAAUUGGCACAACAUUUAUUAUCUUCAAAAUUAAGAAACCAUUUAAAACGCCAUCAUGUAGUGUUACCAUUGAAUCCUGAUAUCACUGUCGUUGAUGUGGACCCAGAAGGCUCUAGAGUAUUUAAAAGUUCAUUAUCACCAUUGAAAAUCAAUUUAAAGGGAGUCCACGGGGAACAUUACUCUAUGAUGUUUAAGGUCGGAGAUGACCUGAGACAAGAUCAGUUGAUUGUACAAAUUAUUAGUUUAAUGAACGAAUUAUUGAAGAAUGAGAACGUUGAUUUAAAAUUAUUAACCUACAAAAUUUUGGCAACAAAUUCCCAGGAAGGUGCAAUUGAAUUCAUUCCAAAUGAAACAAUGGCAACUAUUUUGAGUUCUUACAAUGGUAUUCGACCAUAUUUUAAAGCGCAUAAUUUUGAUGCAAAUGAAAGUUCUGGGGUAAAACAAGUAGUAAUGGAUACUUUUGUAAAGUCUUGUGCUGGAUAUUCUGUCAUUACAUACUUAUUAGGAGUUGGUGAUAGACAUUUAGAUAACCUUUUAAUAACACCAGACGGUCACUUUUUUCAUGCUGAUUUUGGAUACGUCUUAGGCCAAGAUCCAAAGCCCUUUCCACCUUUGAUGAAACUUCCACCUCAAAUAAUAGAAGCAUUUGGUGGUAUAGAAUCUGCAAACUUUGAUAAAUUUAGAAGUUAUUGUUUUGUAGCAUAUUCGAUUUUGAGAAGGAAUGCAGGUUUAAUAUUAAACUUAUUUGAGUUGAUGAAAACUUCUAACAUUCCAGAUAUAAGGAUAGAUCCUGAAGGUGCAGUUCAAAAAGUGAAGGAAAGAUUUAACUUAGAUAUGUCUGAGGAGGAAGCUACUAUUCACUUUCAAACUCUAAUCAAUGAUAGUGUUAGUGCCAUUUUACCUAUUGUAAUUGAUCAUUUACAUAAUUUAGCACAAUAUUGGAGGGCAUAA